AAAUAACCUUGAAACUAUAUAAACCCCGUAUACUGUUUCUGCGCAGAUUUUUAAGGAUGGCGUCUCUAAGCUGUGGUUAUAAAUGUUUGCAGAUUUUUUUGGUCAUUUUCAAUAUUCUUGUGUUUGCUUGUGGCAUUGCUUUAAUAGUCAUUGGGAGCCUCGCACAAGUUGCCAUUAAUAAGUAUUCUGCAGGCAUCGAUACAAACGUAAAGGGACUGGUGAUCUUUAUUAUCAUACUGGGAUGUGUUGUUUUCCUUCUUGGGUUUCUCGGAUUUUGUGGUGCAUGCACGAAAAAUGUCUGCUGUCUUACAAUGUAUGCUAUCUUCCUGUCAGUGAUAGUCGCAGCAGAAAUUGGGGCAGGAAUAGCUGCUGUUGUGCUCAAAGAGGAUGUUAAACAACACUUUGCGGCAGUGGUGAAAAGCUCUAUCUCAGAAUACAGUAACAAUCCUGAACUCAAGAAACUGCUAGAUAAAAUACAGUCGGAGGUAUGUCCCGGUUUGUUAUUAACUGCUUCAGUUCAAAUGCUGUGGCUCUCAAUCAUCUGCUGAUUAUACCACGACAGGACAAAUGGCUCCAUCUUCUUGUAAGGAUCCAAAAACUGGAGUCACCUAUACAGAGGUAAGUAAAACGAAUUUAUUGAAUUUGGCUCAUUGUUGUGAUUGUCUGCAUCAUCAAAAAACGUUUUACUCACACAUACUGGGUAAAAGCAUAUAAGGGGGGAAUGAGUUCCAGUCUUCUAUACAUGGAGGUGUUCAAAAUUGUCUUUUCAGUUUGACUAAAGGCGAAGCAGUUCUGUGUACUGAUACUAAAUUUAGAUUUGCAAAUUAGAGUGCUAAAUUUGACUUUAAGUAUGCACUUAAAUCUGAUCAGCAGCUAAUAAUGAAGUUUCAAGCUUACCGUUAUGUGUCUUUAACGGAGACUUGAACUAGUAAGGUAAUUACCGGUAUGGUUCCAAAUAAUACUGGAUUCUCAAAUAUUACUGUUUUACCGUGUGAUGUAUAUCAUCAACAACUUAAAAUAGAAUCACAAUCUAUCAGUCUGCUUAGGUUUUACCCCUACGUAUCUCUCUCAUUUAUUUAAGCAGUGUUUAUACCGAUCCAUGCUGCUCUGUGUCAGACACUAAUACGUAACGUUCUACUAGUUUAAAUUCACUGAAAGUUUUCGCUUGUUCGAAAGAAUGUAAGUGAAUCAUCAGAUGACUCUGACUGAGUAUUUUAGCAACUGGUUCCAAUACCAGGACAGUCUUCUUAUCUGUGCAAGAAGUUAGGCGCCAAUUUAGACAGGUAUGAGAUUACAAUCUUCGUGCUGUAAAUUAUUAUACCAACUGUUUACCAAAAGUUUAGGUUGUGAAAUACUGAGUGAUUAGCGGAGGAAUUACUAGUGUUCACAGAAAAGCUCACUACUGCUAUCUAAAAGACUGAGUAUUUGCUUAGUUAAGUGCCUUUAAACAUUUUAUAAUGCACUUGGUUGACUUAUGCUGAGAUGUAAUAUUUUUACUACAGAUAAUGAAAAAAACUUUCAUACACCGAACAAAAAGUUCUUAAAAGCGAUACAUGGUACCUACUUAUUUUUGUGGACACAAACUAUAUUUGGAGGACCCAAUAAAGUGAUCGAAUACAUAAUCAGACACAAAAAAGAUGCUGCUUCUUAGGAGACAUAAAAAUCAGUUUUUUACACAUCUUAAAAUAGGUAGAAAGUAGGUUUAACGGAAUUAUUAAAAUUCCUCAUUGGAUUAUUUUGACAGUUUGUUAGUCUGAUAGAACGAACAGUGAUGCAUGUCAGUGCAUGACAGUUUAUUCACGAGUUACUAAUUCUUAUCAUAGAAAGUAACCAUACAACUUUCUAAAUUCUAUAAAAUCGAACAGUUCCUCAGCCAUGUAUAAUUAUUGGUGAUAAAAAAACUCCUCAAAUAUCUGCGGUGCGUUGUGGAAUUUUCCUUUUGCAUGUGUAAGGUUUUAACUGAGAUAAAGCAAAUUAGUGGGGGCAGCCUACCAGAGUCAGUCAAGACAGCAGAGCCCAAAAAUUGAGCAAGAUAUAAAAUGAUAGACCCUACUAGGGUAUAUAAUCGGAACAAAAUCUUGACUAUCGCCAUGUAUCUACUGAUUCAGAUUCAAAUCGUAGGUUGAGACUAGAUUAUAAUAUGAAUAAGAAAGAAAAGAUUGGCUACUGAAUCUUUCCUAAUUGAGUCAACACCUGUUGCUGGUAACAAGAAUUACUUACAACAAAUUUCAGACAUGGAAAAUUCUACUGGCACUAAAAGUAUAAGAAAUCACGGGCUGUUCAACUGUGUAAAGCUAGCUGGAAAGUUAUAUGACAACUUCAAUAUUAUAACGAGAGUUUAUCUCAGCCUGACUUGUAAUGCAUUAACUAAUACUAUUUCAUUUACUUUAUGCUGCAUAGAAAAACUGACCUCCACAAAAGCGCGGAAUGGAAUUCGGAAAAGUAUUCAAAACAACAACUAACUAACAUGUGUGGUACUCAAAAAGGAGUUUCAGAUAUUUCUUUAAGGUCAUGAAUGAUGUUGAAAAGGGACGUUUUGUGCAUGCUAGUUCUAUAUACGUCACAGGUUCAUCACACCGUAUGCUAGGUUUUGUACGACUGAACAGGUCAAACAUUCGUGGUAAUGACUAGUCUAGCAAGAUGUUUCAAGGAAUGGAAACCCAUGUUAAACCUUCUAUAACCUGGUCCCUCAAACAAUUAGGGCAUCCUUUCUCUUUUCACUGAUUUCAACUGGAAGAAGUAUAUGGCUUUUAAAGUCGUCGCGUAGAAAGUUAUACAUUGGAAUCCAUGAAUAGGUAUGUGUGAACAGUACCCACCUAGUCUCUGAAUUGAUCGCUAUGAAACAUUGCAUUAAAUAAGGCACUUGUACACUCAUAUUUGUAGAAAUAAGACUUUGUCACUGUAUACUUGAAGGAAGAUUCACAAAACAUUCACAUAAGUUGCCGGUGUGAAAUGGAGGGCUACGAAAACAUCUCAGUUUCCAAUUUCGGCAUAACUGGAUGAAGUCAUACAUUAGUUUUGCUUUAAAAGUGUCAACAGAAGGUGUUGAGAUCGCCCGUGCUAGUACAGAAUUCUAACCAUUUUAUAACAUGGAGCAAUAAAGGAACCUUUAUUUGAAGGGAAUUCGAUUCAAAUUUUCUAACUUCAAUAUCAUGUCCUCUUAUAUGAUAUGUUAUACAGUGGAGAAAAAGAUUGGAUAAACCUUCGCCUAAACCAUUACUUAGUGGAUGGAAUGAUAAUAAGACAUCUACUAUCCGUUGCCUAUCACGAAGAUGAAAAACACGUAAACGAUACAGUCACUCUUCGUACGAAAAACCUAAAAGUGGCCAUACUAUUUUAGUUCAUACCCUUUGAAUCCGUUAAAAAAUAUCUGUUUCCUAUUCGAAACAUUUGUUUACUUCUUGGAUUCCAUCAUAUGAACUAGGACUGAUUUAUGUCAGGUAUAAUAUUCAAAACACAUUCCCACUAAAGCAAAAAAAAACACAUCUUACUAACGAACUAUAAGAUGCAAGACGCUUAGGCAGAUGAUCUUCAGCAGUUUGCCCUGGUUUUAGAUUGGUGGAUUAAACUAAUCCAUGAAUCAGUAUUUUCUGAAACCUUGGACAUUAUCAAUUUAUCAGACAGGUAUGCAUAUAGAUUGUUGUGAACACUAUGUGUAACUGCACUUUUGUUUGUGCCGAAAAGUAACAUAUCACAAUUGUAAGGCCACUAUCUUUCGCAUCUAUUAACUACAGUGUCUUCAGGAUAGAAAUGUGAAGUAUUUUUAUGGCUUGGAAUUUUUAAAUGUCAGAUAGGCAGUGCAAGGAAGGCAACUUGUAUUUCAGUAGAAUUCUCAUGAAACUGUAGAUUCAUAUUGCUUAACCAAAGAGCUAGAGCAGAUAUGCAGAAAACACUUUCUAUUGGUUAUAUUUCAUGCUGUCGAUUUCGUAACGAACCUGAAAUGAAGCAUUUUGGGAGUGCUUUUCGAGAAUAAAGACAGGAUCAUGGUUAUGGGAAUCGUCUGAUAAUAUUUACUCACCUUAUUGUACGUUGUUGAAGUUUGCAGCAUAGUUCAUUGAAGUUAGGUGAAUUAAGCAAUAGUCUGUGCCUUUCAUAUCUUAAGUUUAUUGUUAUUAUUAUUUGUUCCUUGGGUUCCUAGUAGAACAUAGAGCUUCAGUAGAACGUCGCCAUUUCACUCUCUUCUCUGCAGUCUUUUCAACCUGGCUCCAUAACUGCCCAGAAGCUUCAAUUUCUUCCUCAUAUGAUUUCCUUCAUGUCGUCACCCUCCGACGCCCAACUCAUCGUUUCUUUCUUGUAUUCCACUCGAGGGCCUGGUUUUAUGGGUGAGGGUUGCUAGCUCUAUGCUCAACCUUCCCUCUUUAUUCUAUCUUAGGACCGGCCAGUAACUAGUGAACUGGUUACCUAGGCGAGGUUAUAUCUCAAGUUUAUACCUCUUUUAUAUUCUAUUUUUGUUUAAAUAGGUCUCAGUUUUUUGUUUGUUGAUAUUCUGCAACUAAAACCAUCGGGGAACUAAUCUCCUCUAAGAGAUUUAGGCCUAAACCGCCCAAUACUACAGACGGAGACGUUGCCAGUUAGUCAUUUUAUCCGGGACUGAGCUUCUAUAAGUUUAGAUUAGAAACAUUGACUGCUAACUGGAGAAUAAGCGGUUUUAUGUUGUUUAGUUUUAAGUUCAUAAGUUUCUAAGGCAAUGAAGACUGCACAUAGAAUCUUCACUUCUAUACAUUUCAACCCAGUAUAGCAACGGGAAAUUAUGAACAUAGAAACUAACAACUGAUACCCAAUGCAUAGUAGAUGGCUUUCACGCUCUGGUAGUCUAUUAAGUAACGUUUUGAGAUUUAGAUAUCUAAGCGCUUGUUUCGAGUUCUAGUGACAACAACAUCACUUAGUAGGCUGCAUAUACAUCUGACUAAUGAGAUCUAAGCAGAACAAACCACAUAUCCUCACUUCCAUAACUAAUCACUAGGCUUAAGCAUUUAAUUCAACCCCCUCAAAAUUCAAUUGAACUGGUGCUCAUUGGUGAAUAGCUUCAAAAGGUAUUCCUGAAGUUCCAAUGAGAAGUCGUGACCGGUGGUGGCAAAGCCUGAUGAUCGUGAGGACAGUUAUUCAACAAUGACAUUGAGUAGCGGUCGGGCUACAUCGUGAGCUAACAGAAGUUGUAAAUAUGAACCAUUAGAUUCCGACCCAGUGGCUCAAUGGCAACGUGCCGGCCACGGAACUCAAAGGUCGUGAGUUCGAUCCCUGGUGGGGUUGUGGGUACGCACUGCUGAGGAGUCCCAUCCUAGGACGAAACAGCUCCUAUUCAGUGCUCUUAGGUUUCCAGUGUUCCUCCAACUGAUGUCAAUCUACGAUGAAUAACAACUUGAAAUAUUUCCAAAUCUCCACAAAUCCCUCAAAAUUUAAUUCAAAUUUCUUUCAAAGUAAAUAAACUCUUACAAUAAACUUAUGGCUUACCAUUUUUUUUUUAUAUUCAGGGGUGUUCAGAUAAAGUGAUUGCCUUCUUUGAGAAAUAUUUAAUUGCUGUUGUUGUGGCAGCAUUUAUAUUCGCUAUACUACAGUUAUUGUGUAUUGUAUUCGCUGUCUGUGUUAUACGAGCUAUCAAGUCUGGUGAUUCAGCGUAAUAAAGAGAACAGUUAAAAUAAAAGACAUUAUGAAAAGAAGAAAGAAAAAGAAAGUUUCUCUCUUUUUUAUUCUUUUGAAAAAAUAAACACAAUUUUCCAUGUGAUAGAAUUCUUAAUUUUUAUUUUUACUUAACUGUUAUACGAUAAUUCUUAUUAUCCUUCUUCUCCUUUAUAUCGUUAUUAUUAUUACUAUUAUUAUGCGGAGAAGGAACUUUGUAUUUUUCUGCCAGAAACUUAUCAUGAAAAUUUUAAGCUUACCUAUGGGGUGGGUUUGGGAGACGGAAGUGAAAAAUAAAACUCAUAUAUUUUAUA
Molecule: messenger RNA, 5930 nt
Organism: Heterobilharzia americana
Lineage: Eukaryota; Metazoa; Platyhelminthes; Trematoda; Strigeidida; Schistosomatidae
Source: the annotation of a GenBank genome assembly